Messenger RNA from Culicoides brevitarsis, 2050 nucleotides. It is a transcript of the gene 5-HT1B, whose product is annotated as 5-hydroxytryptamine receptor. The coding region runs from base 237 to 1991 and encodes 584 amino acids. Gene Ontology annotation, molecular function: neurotransmitter receptor activity; G protein-coupled serotonin receptor activity. NCBI's taxonomy places the organism in Eukaryota, Metazoa, Arthropoda, Insecta, Diptera, Ceratopogonidae. The transcript is spliced from 9 exons. Gene Ontology annotation, cellular component: plasma membrane; dendrite. The record is from RefSeq and is a predicted model, not a curated record. Gene Ontology annotation, biological process: G protein-coupled receptor signaling pathway, coupled to cyclic nucleotide second messenger; chemical synaptic transmission.
GUCUCCCUUUUUCGUCUCUAUCCACAUUUUUACACAAAACUUUUUCUCAUCGGUGUGUGUUUUUUUGUGAAAUAAUCGUGCGUCGUUAGACAAGAUAUUUAAUAAGAAGGAAUAUAAAAAUAAUAAAAAAUACGUAAAAAGAGAAAAAAAAUCAAACAAAUAUGCUAUUUCGACCUUUUCUAUAGACGUGCUGUGGUAGCUUCGUGUAUAUUUGUUAAGGAUAAGCAGAGUCAACGAUGGAUAUCACAACAACUAAUAAAGUUCUCAUGGACAAUCGACACCAAAUUUUCAUCGAGAGCGGCGGUCCCGAUGCCUAUCUCGGAAUUUCGAAUGACUUCAUCGACGAGUCGGGCAUUUUCAAUGAGACUAGUCUCAUUAAUGCUUCGCUCAGUUCCAUUUCCACGCCAACGCUCAACGAAACGUCACUCAAUGUCACACAUCUUACGGAUGAGCCGGUUUCGGAAGUCAUCUUGAUGGCAGUUCUCUCAUUAGUGCUCGGACUUAUGAUAUUGGUUACAGUUAUCGGAAAUGUAUUUGUUAUCGCUGCCAUUAUUCUCGAACGUAACUUACAAAAUGUGGCCAAUUAUUUGGUUGCAUCAUUAGCUGUAGCCGAUUUACUUGUCGCUUGUCUUGUGAUGCCCCUGGGUGCGGUAUAUGAGAUAAGCAAAGGAUGGAUUCUUGGGCCCGAAUUGUGUGAUAUGUGGACGUCAUUUGAUGUUCUUUGCUGUACGGCAUCGAUUUUGCAUCUCGUGGCGAUAGCAACUGAUCGAUAUUGGGCUGUCACAAAUGUCGACUACAUUCAUUCCCGCACAAGCAAACGCGUGUUUAUCAUGAUAUUCCUUGUGUGGUUUUUCGCGGUUAUUGUAUCGCUGGCGCCGCAAUUUGGCUGGAAAGAUCCCGAGUAUAUGCAACGAAUUGAGCAGUUAAAGUGUAUGGUAUCACAAGAUGUUUCCUAUCAGGUUUUUGCCACCUGCUGUACUUUCUAUGUUCCUCUCUUUGUUAUACUAGUUUUAUAUUGGAAAAUUUAUCAAACUGCUCGCAAACGUAUACGUAGAAGGAAACCAAAACUACCAAUUGCAUCAAAUAAUAAUCAGGAUGUGCCAAAACCUAAAAGAAAAUUACGCUUCAGAAUCGGUGCAUUUAGUAGUCAUAAUAAUAAUAGUGAUCCAGAUAAAUCAAAAAAGGGAGCAACUGCCCACGCAUCAUCAUUAGGUUUAGUCGAGGGCAAUUCCACGAAUACAGUAAACACCGUGGAAGACGUUGAUCAGGACAACAGUACAAAUAAUGCGAGUAAUGGCAGUGACUCGAUGCCAGCGAAGCAAAUUCACUUUCAUCACGGCGGAAGCGGCAAAAAUAAGCCAUGUACAAGUAGCACGAAUGGCGGCACAGAAGUUACUGCCUUCAAUACAAAUGUCGUCGAUGAAAGUGCUACAUCAUCAUCAUCGACAACCACAACCACGAUAACCACUUCGUCCGUUAACCAAAUCACGCAGGCACCAUCUGCCAUUGUCAUCGAGAACAAUAAUCAGCAUUUGCAACCGCCCUUAUCGACGCCCCCGCCUUCCGCAGGAAGUGAUUCCGGCAACAACCAACUGCCCAUCGCCACAAUUAGCAGUCAAGUAUCGACGCCGUUGCAUCAUACGCCGCAAGCCGCCUCAAAUGCCAACAAAGCAAUCUCCAACCUCAAUAAACGCAAAGAGACAAUCGAGGCGAAGCGCGAACGAAAAGCUGCCAAAACGCUCGCAAUUAUUACGGGCGCUUUCGUUGUGUGUUGGCUCCCAUUCUUCCUCAUGGCAUUACUGAUGCCCCUUUGCGAAACUUGUGAAAUACAAGAUUGGAUAGCUUCGCUGUUUUUGUGGCUCGGAUACUUUAACUCGACACUCAAUCCCGUCAUUUACACGAUUUUCAGCCCGGAAUUUCGACAAGCGUUCAAGCGGAUUUUAUUUGGAUCACACAACCGCGCGACGUAUUACAGACGGGGGAAAUUGUAAUUAAACUCGAAUAAGUUUGAGUUUUAUUGAACGAAUUAGUUGCUUCAAUCAUCACUGCC